AUGUACAAGGGCCCUGUGAAUCUCCCCGACCACUCGAGCCAAGGCUUGCAUCGGGCCCACACGGUGAAAUCCUCGAUUUUCGCGCCGUGGAGCUUCUCGACCGAAAACCCGAGGUCCCACACGGCUGUAUUAAUAUUAUUCGUCUUGUUGUUGGUUGUCGAUAGGGAGACCGACUCGAUUUUGAAAGUCGGGAGGUCGUGCUUCUCUUUAUUCUCUGCGAUUAAACCUACGGUAAAGAUUACAAAAAAAAUUAAAACACCCGCGAGUAUGAUGACGCAGCACACGGCGUGGGAUAUUGUUUUAUUUUCAUUAGGUGCUGUUGGUGUUGCCGCCGUGUCAUGGGGGGCCGGAAAGCCUCUGGUGAUCGAAGAAGUUGACGUGGCACCACCUCAAAAAAUGGAAAAUGUUAUAUUUGUAACACCUCAUUAG
Messenger RNA from Striga asiatica, 429 nucleotides. Lineage: Eukaryota; Viridiplantae; Streptophyta; Magnoliopsida; Lamiales; Orobanchaceae. The record is from the annotation of a GenBank genome assembly.